GGGCAAUCUCGGAUUGGCGGUUUGGGAGAUCCUAAUCAAGCGGCUGGUCACUUCAUCCGAAACAUUUAAACGUCACACUUUGAAGAUUACUGGGAGAGAAGAGGAAAUCGUACAUACCAUAUUCCCUUAAUCUUUCAAAGUCUCUUGAAAAUAAAAUCUCCAUCCUUCAAAGCGCUUUCAUCCUCAACUUACUUUGGGCUCACAAACUCAGGAAAAAGAUAUGUCGUCGGUCUCCAGUCUUUCGAGGAUCAAUCCGUUCAAGUUCGAACUCGAGUUAAUUGAGGGGAUGGUUAACCCCCGAUUCCCUUCGUGGGCUUUGGCCAUCUUGAUCUUGUUUGCCACCAUGAGAGGUAUGCUCAUCCUUGUAUGUAUAGCAAUUAUGGUAAUACCGCUAGGAAAGGGUCAUGCAAGCCGCAAAAAACACUGGUUCUUGUUUCGGCGAAUCUAUAAACAACCAGGGAGAGGGAUUCCCUAUGUUAUCCCGAACAGGUCAAUGAUUAUUGUGGUAUGCGAACUGUGUAGUAGUUGCCUGUAUUUGGUGGCGGCGUGUGAAAACUACAAGACAUAUAGACGCUCAGGAAUAAAGGAAGGAAGUAGUGGAUGGUUUCUUACUCUCUGGUAUGGUUUAACGUGGAUUCCGUCAUAUUUGGGAAUCAUGAUGGCUGCUUUCAGUCUCUGUUAUGCUUGCCUUUGCGAUGUCAAUGGGAACAGGAAAAGCAAAAUUCCUCAAUUGCUUACCCCAAUUGUCUACAACUCUGCAUGGACUCUCUGGACCAUCAUUACUAUUUCUUCUAUGGCGUUUUGGACAUUUCGUACGACACGGGCAUUAUCUGAGCUGGAGGCCGCUUGUAUUCAUACCUUUAAACUAUUACAGCGAGGAGCUGAUGCAUGGGAUGCUGAUCCUUCUCAGAUGCCUCCGAGGGGGAUCUCUAAUUCACAACUUUAUAUAAUUCGAGCUGCCCAAAAGUCUGCUUCAGUUAUUGAUGGAUGGGCUAUCACUUGGGUCGUUUUGGCAGUCUCAUUAGCAGUUUUUUACCUCUUCACAGUGCAGCUAUUAAUUCGCCUGCUUAAGCAGGUUCUGCGUAAGCGAGCUAUAGACUCUAUGGCGGUAGAUGUAAAAUGGUCUUCGCCAAUAUGGCAAGAAUUGGAGCAGGAGUUCAGGUUCCUUUUCAAGUCUUCUAUCCUUGUUACCCUAAGCAUUAUCUCUCAAAUCUCUGAAUUGGCAUAUCAGACGCAUAGUUCAAAAAACCUCACAGAUGUAAAUUGGAGGAUUGGCUCCGCCCUAAUCACACAGCUGCCGGGAAUCUUCAUGACACCAGCGAUCCUGGUACAAUCGUGGAGAAUAUUCACAGAGCGCUCGGAAGAAUUCAAUUUUCGAAAAGUUCCCCUGACGUUUGAUGAUAAAAAGAUUCCCGAAAUGACUUCUCAGCUUUUGGGGUGGGAUACAACAGUUUGCUGGGGUAAGGAGAUAGAUUUGGAUGCUGUAAAUUUUCCUGGUCUUUACGAGAUUCAAUCAACAUUCUCAAAGGAGACAGAAGACGUCGAUCAGAAGGAUAAGCGGGUAAACCUUAAAACUCCUGCUGGUGAUAUAAGUGUUAUGCGCUCAAUUACAGUCACUCAUGAAGAAAUUUAAAUAUAUUCACCUCAGUACUCAGUCUUCAUAAGUCUUCAUCAACCAUAUCAUCACUGACACCAUUAUGUAGGUACUCCAAAGCUUCUUCUGCUAAUUUUAUUAUUCUUUGUUUUUGUCUUCGAACCUUUCAUUAUUUUGUCUUUUUGGGCAUAAUCUUUGCUUCUGGAUUCUGGGAAUAUCUCCAUUUAUUUGAUUGGAAAUCAAUUUGUGAAAAGAAAUGUCCUUAGCACUUAUUCUGUCCAUCCUGCUC
Messenger RNA from Melampsora larici-populina 98AG31, 1883 nucleotides. RefSeq lists its product as uncharacterized. The record is from RefSeq and is a predicted model, not a curated record. The transcript is spliced from 11 exons. Bases 221 to 1633 code for a protein of 470 amino acids. NCBI's taxonomy places the organism in Eukaryota, Fungi, Basidiomycota, Pucciniomycetes, Pucciniales, Melampsoraceae.